GGCGGCCAGGAGCAGGGCCCCGGCGCGGGGCGGCCGCUGGAGCCGUCGCUGCUGCGCUUCUUGGUGUGCCCGCUCUCCAAGCGGCCGCUGAGGUGAGGGCCUGGGGGCUGCGAGGGAGCAAGGGGCCUCAAGGCAAAGCCAGGUAUGAAGAAUCGACUAACGAGCUCAUUAACGAGGAGCUGGGCAUCGCGUACCCCAUCAUCGAUGGCAUCCCUAACAUGAUUCCGGAGGCAGCCAGGACGACGCAGAAGCGGCCCCCAGCAGAGGCCUCGGAGCAGCCGUGAGGGCGCCGUGCCGAUGGCUGCAGGCGGCCUGCUUCCCUCCCUGCCCACGCUGACCGUGCUCGUUCCCCUCCUCUCCCUAGCAGGCUUGUUCUACUCGGCCAGCGUCGAUGAAACCUUCCCCCAGGGCUGCACCAGCACCAACAGCUUAUGCUUCUACAGCCUCCUGCUUCCUGUUACAAUACCAGUUUAUGUAUUCUUCCACCUGUGGACCUGGAUGGGAAUCAAGCUUUUUAGGCACAACUAGUGCACUGCCUCCGCUAACCCGUGGGCUUCUCUAGAGCAACACACUUUAUUUAAUUUUGCCAGGUCUCGCAAUUGAUCUGAGACUUCUGUUGGGGCACUAGUCUGACCUGUAUGCAGUCCUCUGCAGCAAGCCUAUUACUUAAUUACUGCAAAGUAAGAGAAUAACAAACAUUAUUUCUUUCUAGUGUAUCUCUUCAAGCUCUGUUUCUAGUAGCUACUGAAAAUCUUCUAGGGGUAAUAAUCUGUGAUCGAUGACUGCACCCUGACUAAAAUAACACCAAAUAAUAAGCAGUGACAAUAUGGGGUGGUAUGAAUCUCUCCUUGAUUUUGUUUGUCUUGAACUGAUGUACUGAAAUGCAUUUGUCUCACAGUCAGAGGAAUGUAAAAUAAAUUAGGUUAAUGUUUAAUAACAGGCCUUGAAUUGAAUGAAGAAUUUUGUUCAGAUACUCAUACACACACACACACACAUAUAUAUAUAUGUAUAGAGUAUCUUUCUCCUUAAUGCUGUCUCCUCCUUAGUAGAUAAGAAACGGUAGAUACUUUGGCUGAAUACUUCAGCUUUCCCUGUUCCCAUUUACAGCAGCACUAGAGAAUGGAGUGACACAAGGUCCUGUAACUGCUGAAAAAAAAAUCAGAAUUGCAGUACUGUGUUGGAAACAUUGCAGAUCUUAGUGUCUACUGAUGAGAAACUAAUAAAGCAAUCACACUGAU
This is a messenger RNA of Numida meleagris (helmeted guineafowl), 1238 nucleotides long. RefSeq names its product phosphatidylinositol N-acetylglucosaminyltransferase subunit Y. The transcript is spliced from 2 exons. The record is from RefSeq and is a predicted model, not a curated record. Bases 298 to 528 code for a protein of 76 amino acids. Lineage: Eukaryota; Metazoa; Chordata; Aves; Galliformes; Numididae.